GGGGCGCGCGGCUUGCCCACGGCUGAAGGUCGGAAACUUGUGGCGCCAUUUCCUCAUAUGGGGGCGCCGGCGGUGAGGGUCCCCUGGGCGAAGGGCCCAAGUCUCCCGGCACGCCAACAGUGGGGACUACUUGGGCUGCUGCUAGGUGGGAUUCGGAAGCAAGUCCUGCGUCCUCCUCCGGAAGCCAAAAUCCUGCCCAUCUGAGAUCGGACCUCUGCAGGGCGCGCACACGGGCUUGUCACGCACCGACUUCGGGCGAGGGAGUGGCGGGCGGUGGGGGUGGGGAGAAGCCGGAAGGGGAAGCCGGGCCGUUGCCCAAGCGACGGGGUGGGAGUGGGGGAGGGCGACUAAGUUCUGUCUCCACGGAGACCGUGCAGGAUGAACGCCAAAGUUACUGAAGGUGGGCACACCCCGACGGACCGACGGCCACGGCCCGGAAAAGGCCCAAGAGUAAAGGCCCCAGUCCAUGGGUCCCAAGAAGAAGCUCGGGACCAGCGCGGGGCGCCGGCCGGGCGCGGCGGGAGACGGGGCCGAGCCGCCGCUGUCGGAGCGCGCGCAGUACCUGCAGCGCGAGUACACGCUGCUCUCGGAGCAGCUGGACGCCUGCGAGGCGCGUGUGGACCAGGUGCUGCAGGAGAACGCCUUCCUGGACCGCGAGGCGCUGCGCUUGCGCGAGGAGAACCGGCUCUACGCCAGCUACAUGAGCGCGCGCGCGCAGCGCUGCGCCCGCGCCGUCGCCCGGCUGGAAGAGCAGAACCGCGUGGACCUGACCCAGAUCCACGGGCAGCGGGCGGAGCUGGAGGCGCUCUACCGCGGGCGCGAGAACGGAGUGCGCGCGCAGUUGCUGGAGAUGGAGGCGCGCGCGGCGCGGAUGGCGCGGCAGGUGCAGGAGCUGCAGCCAUACAAGGAGCUGCAGCUGGAGCAGUUGGCCCGGAUCCGGGCGCUGGAGCGCGAGCUGCUGCACAUGCGCGUGGAUCACACGCAGCUGCUUCACCGUGUGAAAAGGCGCUUCCUGGAGGACAAGGCGGCCUUCGAGCGCGAGGCGCGUCAGCGCGUGCAGUCCUUGGGGCGGCGCGCGGAGCGAGAGGCGGCGCGCGCGCUCGUCGCGCACACGCAGGCCAUCAAGGCUGACAACGCGCGCCUGCGGCAGGAGCUGCUGCGGCUGCUUAGCUGGGCCCAGCUGCUGCAUGACACGCGGCGCCAGCUGCUGGAGCAGCGUGAACAGCUGCGGCGCGAGCACGAGGACACUUGGGACCUGGCGCGUGUGCAUGGCUGGCUGCGCCGGGGCCCAGGGGGCCCGCCGCUCUGGCGGCCGCCGCCGCCACCGCCACCGCCACCAGCGCGGCCCGCCUCGCAUCAGGGGUCCUUGGCCGCCUCCACAGCCCCAUCGCGCGGGGCCUCCCAGACCCCGACAUGGCUCCCGCGGGUGGGCUCCAGGGCCCCAUCACAGGCCCCUUCGAAGGAGGGUUCAGGGGCUUCAUUCCAGGCCCCGUUGCGCGCGGGCUCCCAUUUCCUGUCCUCGACCCCGUCCCACCCCGGCUCUCGGGUCGCGUCCUCGACCCCAUCCCGCCCGGGCUCCCGGGUCCCAUCCUCGGUCCCGUCGCGCCCAGGCUCCCGGGUCUCCUCGCGGGCCUCGUUAUACGGGGCCUCAGAGAAUACCGCCCCCUCUGCCAAGUCUGUCCCGGGGCCAGGCUCUUCCCGUCCCCCAGACGCAGGAGCCCGUGGACACUGACGCUGCAGGGGAAGCCGCCCCAAGGGGAGCCGGAAUCUGCUGGGGGCCGUGGAGGGCGCGCGGUGCUCAGGUGUUUGGUGAAUGCAAUGUUAAUAAAGGUGUGACCCGCUCA
Herpailurus yagouaroundi (jaguarundi) is the source of this 1844-nucleotide messenger RNA. RefSeq names its product coiled-coil domain containing 166 (gene CCDC166). NCBI's taxonomy places the organism in Eukaryota, Metazoa, Chordata, Mammalia, Carnivora, Felidae. The record is from RefSeq and is a predicted model, not a curated record. The transcript is spliced from 3 exons. The coding region runs from base 467 to 1732 and encodes 421 amino acids.